Messenger RNA from Cyprinus carpio (common carp), 1035 nucleotides. RefSeq names its product NF-kappa-B inhibitor-interacting Ras-like protein 2. Lineage: Eukaryota; Metazoa; Chordata; Actinopteri; Cypriniformes; Cyprinidae. Gene Ontology annotation, biological process: canonical NF-kappaB signal transduction. Gene Ontology annotation, molecular function: GTP binding; GTPase activity. The record is from RefSeq and is a predicted model, not a curated record.
CGGCGUGUGUUGUUGUCCUCCGGACAGAGAGUGCGCUCUUCAGCUCAACGGAACUGGUGUCAAAUUUCGUCGAAGGCUGAAAUCUGACAUAAACAGGAAGAGAGUGCGUGUAUUCCUAUCCUUUAAUGAAGACUGCGCGGCUGUAAGUGAUCAUGGGUAAGAGCUGUAAGGUGGUGGUGUGUGGCCAGGGCUCGGUGGGGAAAACCGCGGUUCUGGAGCAGUUACUGUACGCCAACCAUGUCGCAGGUUCAGAGACCAUGGAGACACUGGAGGACAUUUACAUCGGGUCUGUGGAAACGGACCGCGGCACCCGAGAGCAGGUGCGGUUUUACGACACGCGCGGCCUGCGCGAUGGUCAUGAGUUUCCGCGACACUACUUCACUUUCGCCGACGGCUUCGUGCUCGUCUACAGCAUCGACAGCAAAGAGUCCUUCAAACGCGUAGAGGCCCUGAAGAAAGACAUCGACCGCUGCCGUGACAAAAAAGAGGUGACUAUUGUUGUUGUGGGUACUAAGCUGGACCUGCAGGAUCAGAGGAGGGUGGACAGUGAGGCGGCUCAGCAGUGGGCACGGCAGGAGAAGGUCAGGCUGUGGGAGGUCUCUGUGACCGACAGACGAACGCUCAUUGAGCCCUUUACCCAUCUGGCCAGCAAAAUGACCCAGCCUCAGAGCAAAUCCACCUUCCCACUCAGCCGCAACAAGAACAAGGGCAGCGGCUCCCUGGACAGCUAGAGAUGCAGAAGACAGCAAUAGUGCUGAUAGAGUAACAUAAAGAUAUGUUAGAAGAGAGCUGCCAGGCAAAUCUCUAAAGAGUGACAUCAACAGACGCUCGAUUUAAUAUCUUUUGAAAAAUUUGAACUUGGAGUGCCACUGUAAGUUUAGCACACUGUAUGAAGUUACUGCAUUAAUGAAGUUUUAUAUUCUUAAACAUACAGGAUAGAAUCCAUGUGUUGCUGUGAUAUAUUUCUCUCGUGCUUAUCUUGAAGCAAAUGACUGACAAAAAAUUCUGCUUUUACACUGAAAUAUAUAUAUAUAU